GUCAUUAUCAUGAAGUAAAUAAACAGCCGUCAAGUGCACAUGGUACUAAAUUGUGGAAUAUUUUUCCUUAAAAUACAAUGGUUAAUAAAGACUGGGCUAAAAUUACGCCGGCGUUAUCAAAGCCGGUGUUGAGCUGUAUCAAUAAACAGGGCUUUAAGACUAUGACCCCUAUCCAAGCCGCUGUAAUACCUCUAAUCCUUUCGUGCAAAGACGUAGUGGCUGAGGCGGUAACAGGGUCGGGCAAAACUCUUGCGUUCGUCGUUCCUUUGUUGGAAAUGUUGCUGAAGAAGCAAAAGGAUAGUCCACUGCGGAAGGAUUUCGUGUACGCUGCUAUUAUAUCGCCGACGAGAGAAUUAGCGACACAGAUUUACACAGUGAUCCAACAAUUCCUACAAGAGCCAGAGCUGUCUCAUGUAACACUAGCCUUGUUGGUGGGUGGCAGAGCUGUGGAGAUAGAUGUGGAGACACUGCAGAAGGGAGCGCACAUAACUGUGUGCACUCCGGGAAGGCUUGAGGACCUGCUGUCGGAGAGGAAGCAGCUAAAUUUGGCUGGACGGAUGAAAGAGCUUGAAAUCUUGGUUCUAGACGAAGCCGACCGCCUCCUAGAUCUGGGCUUCAGCGCCACCCUCACAACAAUCUUGCAGUACUUACCCAGACAGCGGCGCACAGGCUUGUUUUCCGCCACUCAGACCAAGGAGCUCCAGGAUCUAGUCAGAGCUGGGCUGCGGAACCCGGUGGUGGUCAGCGUAAAGGAGAAGUCUACCAUCAGCACGCCGUUGCUGCUAGAGAACUAUUACGUUAUAGUAGAGUCGGAAGAUAAGUUCCUCUUCCUGCUGAACUUUAUAAGGAAUCGGAAAAUUGCUAAAGGUCUAUUCUUCCUGCCGACAUGCGCAUGCGUCGACUACUGGGCGGACGUGCUGCCCGUGUUCCUGCCAGGCAUUAAGAUAUUCGCCAUCCACGGCAAGAUGAAACUCAAGAGAAGUAAGAUCCUGAGCAAGUUCCGCGAGGCUGAUAACACUAUACUGCUGUGCACUGAUUUACUCGCUAGAGGCCUAGAUAUACCAGAAGUAGAAUGGGUGCUGCAAUGGGAGCCUCCCACCAAUCCCUCGGCCCUCGUCCACCGAGUAGGUCGCACGGCCCGUGGUGGGGCUGCAGGCUGCUCGCUACUCCCGCUGCUGCCUUCUGAAGAUACGUACGUGCCUUUCAUAAAGAGCAACCAGAUGGUGGAGCUGAAGGACUGGCGCCAGUCCAAGGAUGAGAUCAAAAUCAGUCAGAAACUGAGGGAGAAGGUGCUGUCAAUCCUCCACAGCCAACAAAAAGCGGACAGAGCGAUACUAGACAAAGGGCAGCGAGCAUUCGUUUCCCACAUGCGAGCUUACACGAAACACGAGUGUAACCUGCUGUUACAGUUCAAGGAUCUUCCUCUAGGACACAUAGCGACCAGUUACGGACUCCUGAAACUGCCGCUAAUGCCUGAAAUCAAGCAGGAGCAUAAGGACCAGUUUAUAGGUCCGAAAGAGGAGAUAGACUUCAAUAGUAUACCAUAUAAGGAUAAGCAGAAGGAAGCGAGUCGGUUGCAGAAGUUGGAAGAGUAUAAGAAGAGUGGCGUGUGGCCUUCGAAGAAGAAAAAGAAAAAUGCCCAAACCCAACCUUGGGAGCAAACGAAGCAGAACAAAGAAGAACGAAAGCAGAAAAGGAAGAAACGGAAAGAAUUAAAGCAAAAGGAGGGAGAAGGAAAGAGAGGUAAGAAGAGACGCGUCGUCACGCAAGAAGAACUCGACGAGUUAGCGGCUGACGUCGCAUUGCUCAAGAAACUGAAGAAACGGAAGAUUACUGACGAACAGUUUGAUAAGCAGUUCGAUGUUGGGGAUUAAAGAUUUAUAUAAAGAAA
This is a messenger RNA of Manduca sexta (tobacco hornworm), 1891 nucleotides long. RefSeq names its product probable ATP-dependent RNA helicase DDX55 homolog. Gene Ontology annotation, cellular component: nucleolus. The record is from RefSeq and is a predicted model, not a curated record. The coding region runs from base 78 to 1874 and encodes 598 amino acids. Gene Ontology annotation, molecular function: ATP binding; nucleic acid binding. Lineage: Eukaryota; Metazoa; Arthropoda; Insecta; Lepidoptera; Sphingidae. The transcript is spliced from 7 exons.